This is a messenger RNA of Pogona vitticeps (central bearded dragon), 4248 nucleotides long. RefSeq names its product potassium channel tetramerization domain containing 2 (gene KCTD2). Gene Ontology annotation, cellular component: cytoplasm; Cul3-RING ubiquitin ligase complex. Gene Ontology annotation, biological process: protein homooligomerization; proteasome-mediated ubiquitin-dependent protein catabolic process. NCBI's taxonomy places the organism in Eukaryota, Metazoa, Chordata, Lepidosauria, Squamata, Agamidae. The record is from RefSeq and is a predicted model, not a curated record. Gene Ontology annotation, molecular function: cullin family protein binding.
GGGGGCGGUGGCGGUGGUGGCGGCAGUGGCUCCAAGUGGGUCCGGCUGAACGUGGGCGGCACCUACUUCGUGAGUACUCGCCAGACGCUGUGCCGGGAGCCCAAGUCCUUCCUUUGUCGCCUCUGUUGCCAGGAGGGGCCCGAACUGGGUUCGGACAAGGAUGAAACAGGAGCAUAUCUCAUUGAUAGGGAUCCCACAUACUUUGGCCCAAUCCUGAACUACCUCCGUCAUGGAAAACUCAUAAUAAACAAGGAAUUGGCAGAAGAAGGUGUGCUGGAAGAAGCUGAGUUCUACAACAUUGCAUCCCUAGUACGGCUGGUGAAAGAGCGAAUACGGGACAAUGAAAGCAGAACUUCUCAAGGACCUGUCAAGCAUGUAUACAGAGUCCUGCAGUGCCAAGAGGAAGAGCUCACGCAGAUGGUGUCCACUAUGUCUGAUGGAUGGAAAUUUGAACAGCUAAUCAGUAUUGGGUCUUCCUAUAACUAUGGAAAUGAAGACCAAGCAGAAUUUCUCUGUGUUGUGUCCAGAGAGCUUAAUAACUCUACCAAUGGCAUUGUCAUAGAGCCUAGUGAGAAAGCAAAGAUUCUUCAGGAGCGAGGAUCACGGAUGUAACCUAAGUAUCUAAUAGAGCUCCCAGAUAUCAAAAGGGCAAUCUAGCUGGGCAGAGCAUUUCUCCCGCAGUCUGACCUUGCUUUUGUACAGUAAUCAAACUAACACAAAGCAAAGCUGAGCCUGUUCUGCCAAUGGAGAAUCAAUCCUGGUAAAAAACCAAAGGCUCAUCCCACCCAGGUUCCAGUAAGCAAAAGAGGAAAGAAGAGAAUCUUCCAGCCGGAUAGCCCAUUGGCCCCACUAAUCAUUCUUUCCCUCCUCCCCCCUCCCCCCCCGGUCUUGGUACUUGUUGGAUUUCUACCUUUUUCUUUUCUUUUUCUUGACUUUAUUGGGGAGGCUCUCAUUAGAACCAUUUUUCUGGGAGCUGCUUAGGUUCCUGGGCUCUUUAACUGAUCCCAGGAUCACUGGUCUGAACUGUUGACCAAGAUUUGUUAAGCAGUGCGAUGUCUAAAACUCAUUAGGAAAUCUGUCCCAGUUCUCAUAUCUGAUGAAAAUGGAUUUGGAAGUGAAUUUCUAAACCAAGGACAUUCCCUUCUAUUUCCUAAACCCUUUCUGUUGUUGUUUUGGAUUUUGUUUUACUGGCUAAGAUACCUAUUAGACAGGGAACAGUGUUUCGGGGGUGCGGUGGGGGAAUUAUGCACACUUGGGGCCUUGGCUGAAGGGUUUUUCUUCUGAUAACACUAAAACUAUAAGCUCAAGAUAUCUCUUAACAUUGUGGUCUGGUCAUUCUUCAUGCAUCUUUUAACAUGUAUGAUUAUCCCUAAGUUUCAGAUUCAAUUGUACUGUCUCUUAUUCUCAAAGGAGGGUGGCAAUGGGCCUCAACUCCCAUUUCUUCUACCAGAAUCUCCCCUUGGCUUACUUCAAAGUAGUUCUUUGAUCUGGAAGAUUUGUUCCUGCCAAGUUCAGCUUUGCCUUGUCUUCAGCAGCAUGAAAAGAAUUCCCUUAUUCUCUUGCUGUCCUGCAUUAAGACAGGUUUUCUUUUGUAUUCCAGUUAAUUUGGUAGGCUUUAACAACUUUUAUCCAAUACAUUCAGGGACAGAGGGUCUCUUAUCUACACAUGGUCAUUCUGUGCUUGCAAUCCUCCACCCUCCUUUAUUGUUUCACCUUACCCAAAAUAAUUAAGGGUCAUAGCACAGGUGGGGGAGGGGGGUGGGGAAGGGAAGGGUGGUGAUGGAAGUUGCCAAACUGUUGUGAUGUUUCUUGUCCAAAAGUAGUGUGUGAAGUUAUGUGAUUUUUUUCCCCCUUUGGAAUGCCUUGAAUGGACGUGAAAUGUUGUGCCUCUCUUGAAUUCUAAUCUUAGCCAAAUGGGACUCGCUGAUCUUGUCAGUGAAUUUGUGCCAUCCCUAAUUGGUGAAAUGUCCCCUCCUAGUUGUUGGUAAAUGGCAUCCUUUAAGCAUUUGGUGCAUGAUACCUCCCUUACACAUUCUGGGUUUGUUUCUUGUUAGUCAUGUAUGGCUUGGGGGCCUCUGCGUUUAAGCCCCAAACAUACUGCACCAAAGUUUCAGAGAAACUGAAAUGCUUUGGUUUCCCCCAAGCAAUAAUCGUAGCUCCCAUAUUAGCCUGUGGUCACAGGAGGAUCCCUUAUAUCCAUACUGGUAUGCUUGGGAUUUCCCAUUAAGGAAUCGUACUCUGCCUUUUUCAUGUUCAAUGGUGUGGGGUGAUGAGGCUUCCCAUUCUAUUUCUUCUUCGUCAUCAAUAGGGGUGAGGGCAUGGACGGGCAAUGACAAUAAGUGAAGCGUUACCAAGGGCCUGAAAUACCUUAUCAUGGAUAAAGCAAAGGAGUUUAUCCGAAGUUUGACACCAGAUUCCCCUCUGCCCCACAUCCUCCAUUACUCAUCCCUGUUUCUGUGCAUAUAUUACUGAGCUUCCCUGCCAGUUCUGCCAACAUACCUCCAGUGAAGUUUUUGUGGGUUAGGUCUUGAAUAAUGUUGUACUAGCUCAGUCUUUGUUAACAACAGACUGUACCAAAGGUCUCGAGGUCAGUUACUGGCUGCUGAAACUCAACUGGCUCCAUACUGUGUUGAAUUCAACCCCCUUUCUUGUCCUCCUCCUACACCCUUUCUGUUUUUAUUGUGUUGGUAUGGGCAUGGUCAGACUGUAUGUCUUGGCUGGAGUUAACUAACACUGUGAUGUGUACAUAAAUCUCUGAGUAUCUUGUACUUUCAGCCAUUGUCAGUGUAUGUCCACAACUGAGACAUAACCAGGUGUGUAUGUGUACUGUGAGGAAGUAUAAGAACUGCAGAAGUAUAGCAUUCAGGGGCACCCUCAUUUCUCCUUGGGGAGGAAGAGAAGGGUGAGUUGUGGUGAUGUGAACUGGCUGGAAGAGAAAACAGGCUGAUAAUGCCAAGAAUAGCUGCCAUUUCCAACAUGGCCUAACCCAACUCAUUCCCAACCUUUCUGGGCACGUAGCAGUGUUAGGUUUGCUUGGAAGGAGACCUUACUGUGUAGCUUUAGUUAACCAAAACAAAUACCUCAUUGCUUUAUUUUAUGGUCACCAAAAACACCACGCAUGGGGAAGCCCCAUUAGAGGAGUGCCUGAUGUCAGGAUAAGAGACUGGAUAAAAACGAUUUAUUCUCUUGCCUGUAUUGUGCCAUUGGGAAAAGCUCCAGUUAAAUCUUGGAGAAUCAGGGUGUGAAAUGAACUGCAACUGGCAGGAUUGGGGGCUGUUCUAUUAUAGCAAAGCUGGAACUAACCUCUGAGAAAAAUCAGUGUUACUGCCUGAUAAAAGUGGGGCAGUCUUCAUAUCUACUCCACUUGUUGCUGACGACUAGAGAGAGGUUUUCAGUGGAUUUAGUCCUUCACUGGAACACAAUUGCCUUCACCUUCCCUUCCCUUAUUCUCAACUGAAGUGUUAAGCUUGUUGAGAUCCUCUUUGGAUUGGUGAGCUGUGUAGCUGGAGAUAGAAACAGUAUUAGGGUUUGGAAAAGCUGUGUGCUUUCCUAGUAUAAGGGCUUGAAAUCUAGCUAUAGUCAGACACCAUUCCAGCUCAUCUCCCUGUGAUAUUCUUUCCCCACCAUGACCGAUCACCUUCAGGCUCUGUUAAUAUCAAGAACUGGCUUCCAUGUUCUGCACCAGUUGUAUCUCUGCCUUUUAUAACAACAGGGCUUUUCCUUCCAUUUGCCUUGACUUGGUCAAAAUUUUCUCUCCUUUAUUAAAGCAGGAGGAAAAAUCUGUUUCCUCUGUAGAAGACAGUCUAUAGAAAGAGAAGCGAAUGGCAAGAUGGGUAUUCAUCUGAAUGAUUUGCAUCUCUUGAGGUUUUCUUUAACUUCUUAGCUAGCCCCUGGGGACCACUUGCUGGUCCAACGUCCCAGUGGCCAAUUGUUCCGUUAAAACAAGGUUGUAAUCUUCUCUUAAAAGUGUCUUUGUUUCUGCACAUUUUAAAUCAAUUUUUCUCAGGGGUGACUGAGUGGUCCGAGGGGAGGGGGUUACCCACAAAGGGGUGGGGCAGCUCCUCGGACCUCCGCAGCUGGGCCGUGGGCGCCUCACCCUCAGGUUUUGCCUGCAAACCUAGAGGUUUUGUACAGUUUGUCAUAUGUCAGUGCCCUUUGCUACUGUUUCUCUUUGUUUAUUAAAUGUGUUUGAAUAAUAAUGGAGAUGCUGUGAUUUUUUUUUCCAAUAAAGAUUCUGACAUGACUUGA